GAACGGCGGGAGCAGCGGCGGGCGGCGGGUUGAGUCUGUGCGCGGCGGGGCUCGCUUCUGCCUCCGUCCCUUGUUCGCCCCAGGGCGCUCUGCGGUGGUGGGGCCGCCGUGUGCUCCUGUCUCCUUCCCGCUCCUCUUUCCGCGCUGCAUCGUCUGAGACCUGCGGCCUGCAGAGUUACGAUAUGGGCAGAGGAGGCUCUUCCUACCGGAACCGGCCGUAAGCCGCUGCUCGGGUGUGUGAGGUGCUGAGGGGACGUGCCGGGGCUGGCCGGCCCCUCGCUGCAGUCGGUGUAGGACUUGCCCGCCCGGGAGCGGGUUUGUGGGAGGUGGAGUACAAGAAUAAGGUCAAGAAAGACUUAAAUGGACUUCUGAAGUAAAAAAAGGAAGAAAAAUGGAGACAGAGACCAUUCUAAGCCUUAAACACCAACUCAAGGAAGCAGAGAAUGAGCGAAGAAAGGCAGCACAAUAUGGCUUACAUUUAUUGGAGUCUCAAAGUGAAGUUCAAAAUCAGUUGGAUGAAACACGUCGCGAAUUGACUGAAAAAACUGAGGAAUUUGAACAAGAGAAAUACUCUCUCCAGAGAGAAAUUGAACUCAAGAAUCGAAUGUUGGAAAGCUUGAGUUUUGAAUGUGAUUCCCUUAAGCAACAGCAAAACAUGCAACUGGAUAAACAGAAAGAACAGCUUGCCAGAGUCUAUGGACAAGAAAUCAGUGACCUUAAAAACAAGUUGGAGAACCUGAAAGCGGAACUAGAUGAAACGCGACUCUCAGAGAAACAACUGAGGCACAAAGUGGAGCAUCAGAAGGAAAUAAUUGCUGCCAAGUCAGAAGAAUUACAUAUCAUGUCUCAGCGUGUACAUGAGACCAUGUCUUCAGAAAUGCUCAAUCUUCAGCUAGAACUCACUGAAUUAGAAAGCGUGAAGACCAGUGUUGAAGAAAAGCUGAAUGAACUACAGUACAGUAAAGAACAGCUAGAACUCAUAAACAGUAACCUACGUAAUCAGCUGGAGCGUCUACAGGGAGAGAAAGAAGAGAGGGAAAAAGAAGUUGUUUCUUACUGUAAUGCAUUAGAGAAAGCUCGCGAAGCUAAUCAGGAGCUUCAGGUUCAGCUGGAUCAUGCAGUGCAGCAGUCUUUGGACCCUACAAGAAAAGGCAAUUCUCUCUUUGCUGAGGUGGAGGACCGUAGGGCAGAAAUGGAACGACAACUGAUCAGUGUGAAAGUAAAAUAUCAGUCCCUACAAAAGCAGCAUGCAUUCACUAGAGAACAGUUGCAAAGAAUGAAGCUGCAAAUGGCUACACUGCUCCAGCUGAAAGGCUCUAAGGCAGAAUUUGAGCAGCUGGAACGCUUGCAGUCAAUGUUAGAACAGAAGAAUGGUGAGAUAGAAGAUCUGCUUCUGAAAGUGAGACAGCUAGAAAAAUUUAAGACUUUGUAUGAGAAUAUGGAAGAAUCCAGAGCUAGUAGCUCAAAAGGAGGGGAGUCUGAAGAUGGUUACUAUGUGGAUUUACUGCAAAUGAAACUUGACAACUCAAACAAGGAAACGGAAACCUUGAAAAAUGAACUAUCUUUGCAGAGGAUGAAAGCUCUGCACGAGAGCCAAAGGGUUCUGGAAGUUGAAAGGAAACUCUUUGCAAAUGAGAGGCAUUUGCAAACUUGUCAGAGUGAGAAUAUGAACUUGCGAGUUAUGCUGGAUGAGCUAAAAAUGAAAUAUGAACCUGAAGAAUUACUUAAAGGUGCUAAAACUAAAAAGAGGAGGGAGAAGAUUCCAGUGGACAAUACUUGUGAAUACUUGGACAGCAAAAAUACUUCAGUAAAAGAAGCUGCUCUUAUGCAGUCGCCAAGUAAGGAAGACAUAAAGAUGACUUCUAAGAACUUGAAGCAAAGUGGUGCUUCUCCAAAAAACCACGCUCCUGAAGCAGUGCCAAUGAAUAUGGCUCUUCAAGUAAUGCAGAAAGUAGUUGAACCUGAAAGAGAAAGAAAAAGAGUUAAAAUUGAAGAUAAGAAUCAUGAUGCCUUUACUUCAUGUAGCAGAAGUGGAAGCAAUUCCUUGACUUCAGCUGCCCCCAGGUCAGUGUCGGCUUCUGUCUAUGGUCAAGGCAAUCAGCACAGACCUGCAUCUCUUUUCUUUCGCUGCGUGAACUAUGCUAUCCACUUCUUUAUCUAUUUCCUCAGUGUUGCAUGCAGUGUAAUUCCUCAGCUCCGGCUGCCUGCGUUGAACCUCUUGAUACCUUUAAGAAAGACUAAGAUGAUGACUAAUAAAAGAGACUCUUGAAACUGUAACAAUCUUUGAAAUAACUUUUGCACUGCUUGAGAAUGCUGAAGGUGUGCAUGUAGCAUGACAGCGUGCCCCGUUUGCUCUAACAUCAGAAAUAGCUCUUCUGUUUUCUUGGUCCCUUCAGAGCUACCACAUGCCUGUUACAUAUCAAAGUAAUAAAGGCAAUAGGUAUCAUGCUUCAGUUUGACUGAAUUUCAGCCCUCAUCAACUACCAGAUUUAGCUAAAACCCAGGAAUUAUUUAAGUAAUUAUUAAUCUGAAUUAGAUGAGCAGAAUUUGUAUGAGCAAACAGACAAUUUAUGAUGCUUUUUGUCAGACAAAUGACUUCCAUAAUCUGCAUGCAUGAAAACUAGAAACACAACUGGUAAAUUAAGAUCAAGUUUUCCCCCUGAACUGAGAAUUUCAGUUACUUUUUGAUAUAUGAAGUAACUUAGAAUAAUAAUUAGCUCAAACUUUUUUACCUUGGUAAAAGGAAUGCUCAUCUCUUUUCUCUUUUUCAGCUGAUGCUUUUGUAUUCUGUUCAUACUUAUAAUCUUUGUAAACAUGUGUUUGAGUGUUUGGAGGGGGGGAAAUCUGGGAUAAUUUAGAUACUUUGAGCUUACAACUUGCUAAUGUCUGCUAGUAAAAAUAGUUUGUCUCUAGAAUGACAGCAGCUUCAGAGAUAGAGGAAGGCAUAACGUGGGAAUCUGUAUGGUACGCCCCAAUCAGUGGCAUUCAACUGUAACUGGAUUGAUAUUUUGACUUUCAAAUCAGUUAUUGAAGGUUGCAUUGGAUGCAGUGAACAGUUUUAAAGUAACCAGUUUUAAAGUACAAUGUUCUGAAACAGUCUGGAAAGAAUAUGUCAGAAUUGGCACUUUAAGUAGCAGUGUCAAAAUAUGUGGGGACUUACCGAGGAGGAAAGAUCAGAAAGGUCAAAUGUGGGGGGUGCAAGUUGAGAGGGAAGGCUAGAUAGUUUAAUGAUGGUCUUGUGUUUUGCCAGUGUUCUGUACACAUCAAGGAACAGAUUUCAUGUAACCAGGGUGUGAAGAGUUUAACCGAUUUCCUCCCGUUUCUUUUGGAAAGGAAAAUCCAGUGUUUGCCAAAGGAAGUUGUUGGAAACAGUUUAUGUGAAGUGAAGGGGAAACCUACCAGAGGGAGGGGGUGAGGAAAGUAUUUUGUGGAGUUGAUGUUUGAAAGCAGAGCGAGUGGGAAAAGUACAAGAGGAAGGUGAAGUCAGCUCAGAGAGAGGGUUCUAAUCUUGCACCCAUUGCUGUUGGCUCAAUAAGAAACAAAAUAUAAAUCAAUAGAUUUAAAAAGUAAAAUCACUGACACAACAGGAAAAAAAAAAAAGCCACAUAACACCAUAUAAGCUUCUAAGUUGUUUUCAGUAGCGGCAUGAAGCUGUGAAAAGCAAAUCCAGGCAGAAGGUUCCAUUCAUAUUUUUAUGUUAAUGAUCUACUAACUCCCCAGUUAGUGAAAAGAUUGAGGAUUUACUUAACCCUGAAUCAUUAUCAUUUAUUAUGAAAUAGGAAAUCCUGGUAAAAUCUGAGAGGCUGGGUUUCUAAACCUAAAUCCCUGGAGUGUUCUGUGGUGGAUGUGGCCAAGCCCUAGAUAGGAAUACAAGCUAAAUGCAAAGACACAAAAAAUACGGGCAACUUGAGCAGGAAUGUGGACCUGAAAACGGAGACUUUGGGGAGGAAAGAAUAAUUGGCGUGUGCAUGGUGGGCAAUUGUCAGUGUUUCACCUUGCGAUGCUCCAGCUGAAAAGGCUGUUGUGGUCAGUGAGGGGUAUUUUUGCAAGUGGAGUAGUUUUUGUGCAGCCAUUAGCUUAGCUUUGUCAUCACUGAUCUAUGAAAUGUGGCAGUGAGAAAUCAUAGUAACUGUGAAAGGAUUGCAAACUUCAUUUCUAGGAAAGGUUGUUUGAAAAGCUUCGUUGUCUUUGCUGAGGGGGUGAUGAAAAAGUGGUCAGAAGUGAUCUGUGUGUACUGGUAUGGGUGACAGAUUUCCUUGUUUGAAGCUGCUUCUUUGCUGAUGUGAUUGAGUAAGAUGAGGCUGGGUAACUUGGAACUAAGAGCAUCUGUCUGUAUCUGCAGAGCAUGUGUGUACUUAAAGCGAGUAAACACUGGAAUAAUGUAUUAGGUGAUGCUGAUUAGAUUAUGGUAUGUGGAUGUUGAGAGCAUACUACUUGAGACUAAAGAUUGAAAUUUUAAGUCAUUUUUAAUUGUGAAUUGCUACUGUAAUUCAGACAAUGCAAAGGUUAUAGGCAGCAGUAGCUUUUGUUAGGCCAGCUGGUCAGUAAAAAGGUACACUUCUGCGUUGAAAUGCUUUUCUUCAUGUUUGACACUGAUAUAGGAAAUUCCAGUCCUUGCUGCCCAAUUUAGUUUGCAUUUAGAUUUGAGCUUGUCUGCUUUAGUUUGAUCUCAAGAAGGGUUUGUGUGCCUAAAAGCUUAUUUGUUCUUUUAAAUUUAGUUGGAUUACAUAUACCAAACCCACCUCACUUGAACAUGAUCCAAAUGCCUGUAGCCAUUUGGCUCAGCAGGAGAUGUGGUUAACUAGUACUCUCUGGAGUUUUAGUCGUGGUGCUCAUCCUUGGGAAGUAAAGCUCCAUCUGAUGGCACUAAUUGAUCUUCCUUGAAUGGGUAGAAGGAACCCCCAUUACAUUACUGUGAAGUCAAAGCUUGAUAGAAUCAUGUCAUAGUUUCACAAGUGGCUUUUUUGAGUGAGAGUGUUUAACUGUCAUAUCUCCUUUCUGAUCCAUCCCUUGCCCUGUGCUAACACGUGAUGAAAUAUGCCAAUGCUGUUAAGGGGUGGUCAGUGCUGUGAGCUGGCCUUGGUUGUGGUGGGUUAAUGUUGUCUUGCUGCCAGCUGCCCACCCAGCUGCUCUCAUUCCCUCUCUUCAACAGGAUGGGAGAGAAAAGAAGGUGGAAAAACCUUGUGGGUUGAGAUCAAGACAGGGAUCAAUUAGUCAUAGGCAAAUCAGACUUGGGGAAUAGCUGGGGAGUUCAUCGCCAAUUACAAAUAGUGGGACAGUGAGAAAGAAUGGCAACUAUCUCCCCCCUGGCCCCCAGCCCUUCUUUUCAGGUUCAACUUUACUCCUUCAUUCCCAACUUCUACCUCCUCCUUACCAAGUGGCACAAGGGGAAUGGGGGUUGCAGUGAGUUCAUAACACUUGAUCGCUGCUGCUCCUUUGUUACCGUAAAGGUUGGUAGAAAAGAAUUAAUUUGCUGAUUUUUGAGCUCCAUGAGACCUAAUUUCAGAAGGUGAUGCUCAGCUCUUCGCUUAAGAAUCUGUUAACUCUGUCACCUCACUCAUUUGUCCCUUUUCUUGUGAUAUGUAGUAGCCUGUAGACAUGGUCUGUCACACAGUAAUAAAACGUUCUUUUCAACAAAAAUUAAUUCAGUAUGGUAAGUAAGGUGUGGCUCAACUACUCAGGCUGCAGAAUAAUCAUCCUGAAGCAUUUGCAGGAUGCUAUAAGAUACUAAGAAUGAAAGAGGAAAAAUUAUUUGCUUGGAUUGUCCAUUGUCACAUUAGAGCUCAAUGAUUUGAAUGUUCAGGCAUUUCUGAAUACUUACUGCUGCAAACUAAGGUUUUCAUAAGUGAAGCAGAUUAUGACGAUUGCUGAUUUAGAAAAAAGCUGUCAAAACUUUAAAGUGUAGCUUAUAACAUGAAAUAGCUCAUUUCAUCUUCCUGAGCCAGAGUCAGUCCUCUGAUAAAAUCACUUCAGGUACUUACUAGGGUAGCUGUAGUCUGAGGAAGUUAACUCACUGUUUGCUGGCUUGCGUAACCAUCCUGGUGUGCAUUAGGAGCAUACAAAGAUGGUUCUUUUCUCUCUUCAAAGAACAGAUUCUAACAGCUGUUUACUGCUAUGAAACACUGUUGUGUUUCUCCUGUGAAUUUGAUUUCCGCAGUUCUUACACUGUACACUAACAGAAUUACCUAAUAACGUAGAAAAGGAGUAUUUUGUAUAAAUCCAAUUGUGCUGCUUUAGAACAUAAUUGAAGUCAAUUCAAUUUUUAUUUGGCUUUUUGGUUUGAGUUAUUUCUUUGUUCUGGAUUUUUAUAGGGAAUUCUUUCUGGGAGUUAUGGCUGCUGGACUACUGUUUCUGGUGGCCUUGCCCAGAGGUUGUUUUAAGGUAGCAUAGGGGAGGGACAAAUGAAGAGCAUCUACCACAGGAACAAACUCUCCAUCCCUAGUUAACAGCUGCCAGGGAAGCAUAGGCUGAACUGCAGACUAAACACUAACCAGAACCAAUUACCAAGAAUAGACUUUUUCUCCUUUUCUGAAUAAUUGCUUCUUGUGGUAACCACAUGAUUAUUGGGCUACAUGCAAGCAGCAGCACAUCGAAAAUGGAGAGCAGCUGGGGAAAAGCCAGCCAUAGACAAAAAUGGUUACCCAUUGGAAUUACAGGUGUGGACUUACUGCAGAGCAAUGGUGAGCAACACUGCUGGCCUAGGGGGAUGCACAGCGAAGCAUAACUUCUUUUCAGUCUGUUGAUGUAUAAUACGUAGAUUGCUUGCAAUGGAUAAUAAUAGUUUGAUAUAUUAUAGACUGGGGGGCAAGUCUGUAGUUAAACUUCCCAAAACUUCUUUGUUACGGCUCCUUUCAUAGUCCUCAUCUUCAGCUGUAUAUCUCUCUAUUGCAAAUACAUCUCCAUCAGCUGCGUAGCAGCUACUCUUGUUUGGAAACCCAUCACUGAAAGCAGCUGUACUGCUGGAGGUUGCUCACUGGAGGCUCUUGAGAUCACUAGAAAUCCACAGAGUCACUAGAGAGUUGCUUUUGCUGGUGUGGUGAUGGAUUAGCAUAGAAUUUGCAUUGGUAUGUGAAGUGAUGUUUCAUUUGGAACUUCAUUUUCCAUAAUCUGUUUGGCUGUGGGAUUGUGUCUGAUAGUCAACUCGUUGUAGGUGAUUUGGUUGAGUGAAUACCAUUAUUCAUCAAUCUGUUCUAAUGACACAUUUGCAUGAUUAUGAAGUAAUUCUGAAGUAAUCAAAACACCUAAUUGUGCUCAGGUGUUUAAAUCUCAUUUUUUACCUUGCCUAUAACAGCAGCGUGGCAGUUGUGUUCCCUUUUACAGUCACAGCAGAAUUAAAACAUGUCAGUGGCAAAUGAUGUCAUUUAGAACCUGAAAAUAAUUGUUUUCCUACAACUUAGUUUCAAAUACUUGGGCAUUAAGAUAAAGGCAGGAGUAAUGCAGCACUGGGGGGAAACUAGUACAUUGCUUUCAGUGUAGUCCUUGAUUUGGUGGUGUGAAAGCAGAAUGUUUGACUUCAUCACGUUUGUGUUCCAUUGCGGGGACUUUUCUCUUGGAAUUGUGCUUUUGUGAAUGAUUUCCUGUAUGUGCAUGGCACAGACACUGUGCGUUUGUGGUGUUUAACGGCUGAUCCCAACCAGUUAACACAUUCUGUAACCUUUUUUUACCAAACAUUUCAGCAGAUAAGGGCAUGGGAGGGAAAGGCGAUGCUGAAAGUGGUGAGCUGUUACUAGGACUGAUAUAAAAAUGCUUUAUUUUAGUCUUGUUUUACUCUUAAGCACUGCUUGUUCUUUCUUAGCAUAUGGAUGGUCUUGUAUGCCAGUUGGCUUGUUGACUUCGCUUGAAACUCUUAUCUUAGCCCUGUUUUUUAUUAACAAAAUAUGUAUUUAGAAUGAUUGCUUUGCCUAUAGGUUAACAGCUGAAUCCAGCUUUGAAACUACGGAAAAAGAAGAUGAAAAAGAAAAUAAAAUCACGAUCAAGAAGAAAACGCAAAAGAAAAAAUAUACAACGUUGUAUGUAUCUUCUAAGCCAACUGCUGAAACACAGUGUGCUCAGCAAUAACACAGUUCUGGAAGGCACCUCAACAAUUUCGAGUCCUGCUUCAGCAGGAAAUACUGAAUAAACUUAUGUCACACAUGCAUGUACAGAUUCCAAACUUCAGUAUUGAUCUGCCCUGCUCUGUGAAGAGUAUGGUGGCAUUAAUGAGAGUUGCACUUUUGAUAUCUUAACUUCCCAGAGGGCAUCUGAUAGUUCCCUGGCACCUGAAGUGAUGCAGUGUCUUGAAUCUUGGCUAAAUCUCUAAACAUGUGAUAGUUGUUACUUGUUUGAAGCACAGUGCUAUUCUGAAAGAUAAGUACUGGCUACAGGUCUCCUAAUAUAUCAUAAGACAGGGGUCAGCCCUGAGCGAGAGAGACUAGACAGUGUUGAUACAAAAGUCAGCUAAGCCAUGUGCUCCUGAAUUUCUUCCCUCCUGGAUUCAGAAUUCUUAAUGGUUUGUUUUUCCCCCUUAUAUGUAAUUGUUCAACUUUCAGACUGACCUGAUUGCAAAGGUGCAUGUGAAUCUCUUUAUGCAUUUUUAUGGGACAGUGUUCUUUUGAAACUAUAAAUUCUUGUAUCUGUAUCAAUAUUUGAAAUAAACCUUUCUUUCUCUUCCUUUCUAAAA
Strigops habroptila (Kakapo) is the source of this 8659-nucleotide messenger RNA. It is a transcript of the gene SPDL1, whose product is annotated as spindle apparatus coiled-coil protein 1. NCBI's taxonomy places the organism in Eukaryota, Metazoa, Chordata, Aves, Psittaciformes, Psittacidae. Gene Ontology annotation, cellular component: outer kinetochore; spindle pole. The record is from RefSeq and is a predicted model, not a curated record. The transcript has 13 exons. Bases 392 to 2269 code for a protein of 625 amino acids. Gene Ontology annotation, biological process: protein localization to kinetochore; mitotic metaphase chromosome alignment; establishment of mitotic spindle orientation. Gene Ontology annotation, molecular function: kinetochore binding.